Molecule: messenger RNA, 546 nt
Organism: Necator americanus (New World hookworm)
Lineage: Eukaryota; Metazoa; Nematoda; Chromadorea; Rhabditida; Ancylostomatidae
Exons: 1
Coding region: 1-546 (181 amino acids)
Source: RefSeq, a predicted model, not a curated record
AUGCAUCAACGACGCAGCUCGGCGAUGUCCACGUAUCCAUCGCUGCUGGAGCCUGUAUGUCGGCGACGUCAGCUUCCACCUACCCCCGUCUCACCCAUAAGGCGAUCCAGCAGUCCACGCAUUCUCCCUACGCCACCACCGGUUUCACCUAUAUCUGCUGACUACAGAUGUCCAUCGGCUUUGUUGGAGAGGAGGGCAUCAGGCCGAAUGUUGCCUCGACCACCAACAGCCGAACCUCAAACUCCUGCCUCUACCCAUAAUUCUCCAUCCCCGAUUCUCACUCCGGACCCAAUCCCUGAACUGCCUGUGGAAGUCGACGCGCCUGAAUCACCAGUAAUUCAGCGAUUUGGCGACUUCACGUCGCUUGACCAUGACACCCCUGACGGCACUCGAUCGCAGUCCUCGUCACUUUCACCGUCCAUAGAACAGGUAGGCGCCAUCGGCUUCGCUCGUCAUGACAAAAUGUGCGGUAAUUCGAGAGAAAGCGAGAGCGACAGACAGAGAAAAAGCGAUAGCUCACGGACAACUGUUACACUUUUCGCGUAG